Molecule: messenger RNA, 5374 nt
Organism: Gadus macrocephalus (Pacific cod)
Lineage: Eukaryota; Metazoa; Chordata; Actinopteri; Gadiformes; Gadidae
Product: neurosecretory protein VGF
Exons: 2
Coding region: 1585-3564 (659 amino acids)
Molecular function (GO): neuropeptide hormone activity
Source: RefSeq, a predicted model, not a curated record
AUAAUUAUUAUUUUUAAUGCUUUUUAGGCUCUUUGAAUUCAAUUGAUUCACAUAGUUGUUCCAAUUAAUUUUUUAUCUUGGCCGAUUUAUUAUAAUUUCAGGCCUAUUGAUAUAUUUAUUUUUCAUGUAUCCAAUUAAGAUGUUGAGAUGGAUGUAAUCUUGUCUGCCAAAAAAAUGAAAAUCAGGGUUUAUUUUUAAAUAUUAACAUUCACUUGAUUCAUUAAAUCGUUUUGUAAAUGUUUUUUAGUGGUAAUUUUAUGAAGUUAUUAAAUAUCAUAUUUUAGGAAAAUUCGCCACUAAAAUUAGGGUUAACCGUCCGCCACAUCUAGCAGUCCUUAUGUGCGGUUAUUGUUUCCGAUUGGUUUUUCCCAAAUGUUUUUGAAAAAUAAAUGCAGUCAAGAUUUCAUCAUGAUUUAUCUCAUUGGUAAUCGAUAGUGCAGAUAUUUACAUGCCAUUAUUAAUUGACAAAUAUUUGACGAUAUUAUUUCUUCAAACGAUGGUGCAAGUCCAAACAAUAAAAAAGGGGUGAAACCAGCAUUGAUGUAACAUUGAAAACAUGUUAACCAGUGGUCUCUGUUGAUCAGCACGUGGUGUUGAUCAGCUUGCUGAUCAAAUAAAAAUGUAGUACACAGGAUUCGGCUUCGCGGUGCAUUGUUCAUCCAUAAUUGGACACGACUGCAUUCCGCCACUGCAACAGUGGACCAUGGACUCAGAGUCGUUGCUAAAACCCAAUAACAAACCCCUUCUCUUCCUCCGACUGGUCGUUUUGCAACCUCGGUGCCUUAACACCGAGCCUUAAUAACGCACAACCAUAUGCCUACAUUUUAAAAUUGAAAAUCGGUGCUUCAGAGCCCGGAGGGUUAAAUCGCCUACCAUAGCUGGCGCCUUUACGCAUGACUCCUCUCCCAGUGCCGUCAUCCUGAUGCCUUCUGUGGUCACAUCGCCAUGGCGCAUGGCACAACAGAAUAGCAUAGAGGAAUCUCGGAUUAACCAAUAUGUUCAGUUAAUGCAAUCUCAACAGAGACAUAUCGGAUUAAGCACUAUGUUUGGUUUGAAACGAGGGAGCAGAACGCGCACUUGGAACCGAUGGCGCUUCUUGCGUUUAAAGGAGAAUUGGGACGUUUUCUGAAUGCAAUUAACUUUGAGCCGGGGGCUCGCAAGACUCAAAUAAAUAAUGAUGACGUGCUACCGGGCUAUUCUUCUUAUAUCUUUUAAGUAAAUCCAUCGAAGGAAAUCAUGACACGUAUUGAACAUUAUCAAUGAAAAUGCUUCUCAUUUGUACAAAUGUAGUUUUUCCUUGCGCUUUUUCGAUUCGAUUAACGCAUGCCGAACAGAAAAUAGGCUUUUCCUUUUUCCAUUUGGUAUUCAUCUCCAAACGAGCAAUUACCUCUGCCUCUUACCAUUCUGCGAACUACUGGGAUGCGAAGGCAAAUUGGGUUUGUUCUUUUGACGCUUGGAACAGAAAUUGUCACGAGAGCCUCAGCGCACAAAAACGGAAUGCAUAAUGGGAUUUAUUUCAAAAUGUAUGUAAAUGUAUGCAAAUAUGACAUCGUGAGUGCUUAACCUCCCUCCUGCCAGUUCUGCAUGGUCAUGACCUGUCGUCACGCCCCUUCCCCAGCCCACCUCGUCCUAUUGGUCCUGCUUUGUGUCACUCCACAGCUGGCUGGCGCCGCCCCUGUGCGGGGUGAGGGAGGCGAGGGAGGGGCGGCCGAGGGGCGCGCACGGACAGACCUCAGGGACGGCAGCCUUGGCGGCGUGCUCUCGCUCCCACGCCUCCGCCUCUCGGAGGAGGGGGCGCCGGGGCGGGGGGAGCUCAGAGAUAACCCCCUGGACCCCGCGCUGCUGCUCAGCGCUCUGCUGGAGGUCCUGGACCGCCCUGGCGCCCGGGGGCUGCGGGGGAACGGGACGGGGGGAGACGGGGACGAUGGGGGGGCCCCGGUCGCAGAGCGAGGGGCUGAUAGGGAGGAGGAGGAGGAGGAGGAGGAGGAGGAGGAGGAGCAGAGGGGAAGAGCGAGGCUCGGGGAGCGGAGGUAUGUGACGGCGUCCCAGGAGGAUGUGGUGCAGGGGGCGGGGGGAGAGGAGGAGGAGGGGGGGCCCGGGGGGGACGCUGGGUGGCUGCUGGGGGACGUGGGGCGGGCCCUCGUAGGGAGUAGAGACGGGGGGCCGAACCCAGAGGAGCAGGGGGAGGGCGAUCCGUCGCUGGGGGAGGCAGACGAGCCGGGCUCCCGGGGGGACGACGCCAAGCUGCGUCGCAGAACCAGGGGCUACUUUCAAAACAUUGACUUGGGUCUCCAAGACAACGAGAUCCUGCCCCCGCUGAAGGGCUACAAGGCCUACAACACCCAGCUGGCCCGCGCCGGCAAGAAGCAGCACUGGCCCGAGGAGCAGGCCCGCAACCGGCCCGCCCAGGGGGGCAACUUCAUGGACGACUUCGACGCCGAGGGCGAGGAGCUGGAGGAGGAGGUGGAGAGGGAGGAGGAGAGCCUCUCCCGCCUGGAGGAGGAGGCCAGGGCCCGCGCCGAGAAGCAGGAGGUGCUGAGGCAGCAGCAGGAGGCGGAGCGUGCCCGCGAGGAGGAGCAGCGGCUGGCCGACAUCGCCUCGGACAUGCUGCUGCAGUACAUGGGCCGCAAGCCGCCGCCCUACAUGAAGCCGCGGCAGAAGAGCAGCGCCGCGGCCGCCGCCAGCAACACGGCCGAGGACAAGCGGUCCGAGGAGGUGGCCACCGACGACGACGACGACGACGACGACAUGGACCAGCAGAUGAUCGACCGGCUGAUCGAGAUCAGCAGCAAGCUGCACCUGCCCGCCGACGACGUGGUGGAGAUCAUCAGCGACGUGGAGGAGAAGAAGAAGAAGAGGAAAGAGCUGCAGCAGCGGCCCGCCGACCUCCGCCCCGUCACCCAGCGGUUCAGGCCCCUGGUGCCCCCGCCUCUGGCCGCCCCGCCCAUGUACCACUACACGGCCUCCAGCAACCCCAAGAAGGCCGGCUACAAGUACAGGUCCGGCAAGAAGUGGCAGAAGGACAAGGUCAAGGCGUACAAGCAGGACUUUUGGUACAAGCCUCAGAAGCAGCGUGACUUCUGGUACAAACCGCAGAAACAGUUUUUGGCCUUCCCCUCCUAUCCCUACUACCAGAAGCCAUAUCGCGCCUACUACCCUGUGUAUUUCCCCUACCCUAAGCAACAGUAUUACGGCAAAGCGUCCCCUUCCGUGGACCAGCAGUUAGGACCCCAGGAGCUCGACCUCCCGACCCCCAGGCGCCGGUUCCGGUCGGGGGGUAAAGGUCGCGGGCAGGGCUGGAGGCAGCAGCAGGCCCCGCCCCAGAGCCCCAUCACCCCUUAUAUCUCCAACUACAUCCUCCCCCACCCACGGACAUACCAGUCCUUACCUCCCCCCAAACCAAUGACUCCCGCCAGGAGAGGAAGGCGCCCCCACUACUUCUACCCCCAGGUGACCCCCCGCGCAGACGACUAUGAGGAGGACGGACUGGUUCCUCAGCUGGACAGCGAGGAGGAGCUGGAGAACUUUAUCGAGAGGAUCUACAUGAAGCGCCGAAUGUACUGAGAGGUGUCUGGACCGCGGUCCAAGCAGAGCCCAACCCUCUGUGGGACAGAUAGAGCAGAUGAGAAGGGAAGGAAGAGGUUAAAAUAUUUAAAAAAGAAUCAAAGGAGAUGACGUGGAAAAGGGGAUGUGUACAUUUAAGCCCCAUGGGAAUGCGAGGGUUAGGAAGAAAAACGGUUUGCUUUUGUGUUGUUGAUUUCUUCUCCUGUCGUUUUGGUUGAUUUAGGGUCGGGGAAACAGGGGUUUCAGGAAGAGUUUCGCCCUGUGACCGUAUUCUGCCUCUGGAUCAGUUUACAUUCAAAAAACAGACGGACCCCAGUGUAUGUCUGGCUCCAUUCAGGUCAAUCUCUGAUGUUCUUACGUUCUGUGUUUCAGAGUUCUUGGUGAGAAGGCACACACACACACACACACACACACACACACACACACACACACACACACACACACACACACACACACACACACACACACACACACACACACACACACACACACACACACACACACACACACACACACACACACACACACACACACAGACACACACACAACCGCAAGCAUGCACCCACGCACGGCAUAUGCACGCAAGCACGCAAGCACACGACGCACGCACGCCACACGUACGUACGCACACACACACACACACACACACACAAACACACACACACCCACACAGAUACAAAGUGACAUCAAUUCACAAGAAAAUGUGCCAAAUGUGUGAGACUCAUGUUUACAACAGUUUUUAAUUUUGGUCUUUGACGUGUUAAUGUCAUGGUACAUAUCAAAUAUUACGCACAAUACUCCUGUUUUUUUCUUUCAUGCCAAAAAUAACGUCCAUCUAUAGAUAAGGUAAAAACCUUGAAAAGGUUUUCAAUUUGAAAACAUGAAAAAUAUAUUUCAACUCAACUCCAUUCUACAAUGAUUGCCUUGAAGUUGUUGUUAUUAUACCACCAACCGAAUUCAGAUCUAUCCCAUCAUAUCAACAACUACCCCAAAUGAUCCCAAUGAGUAAAACCCUGUGGAUUCCAAAAGCACAACUUUCACCAUUGAACAUCUCCAGCCUGGUGCUCUGAGGGUUUAUCAGUUGUUAUGGGAUACAGAGGUUAUUAUAGUGAAGACAUUGUGUUUCAAAUCACAUUCGCCAAUAUUAGUUUAGCAUUAAUAGUCAUGGAGAACCCUUAGUUGCCAAACAUCUAUUGCGUUUUAAUUGUCUUUCCAAUUGUGUUACUUCAACAUCAUUAGCUGCUGCCAGGGCAGCUGUCUUUUAUAUCGAUUUUAUUAUAAUUUCUAUAACCUUUUGCAUCCCUCAAACUCUGCUUUUUCUUUGUUCUGAAAAAAUACUUGAAGUCACAUAUUUAUUCUGCAGCCUGUCAAUGGGAUUGAGAGAAGACAUGAACCAAGAGGCAAAACAAAUGUUAUUCAUUUCUGAAGAGUUGGUAUUGAAAAGAUACAGGUUGGAGAGUCAGGGAUUGCGUUCAAAACGUUAAAUGCACGUCUUUUUACUUGCAACAAAAAAAAUGAACAAAAAAAUGAACAAAAAAAGAGAAAAAAUUUAACAGUGUGGAGAAAUCAAGAUGACUGUUUCUCUGAAUAAACUGUGAACAUAAAAAAAGAAUUAUUCUCAAAGGAAGAUAGCCACUGUGUCUGCAGGUAGGCCGUCUGUCUGUCAAAGGAGAAUGUUGUGGUCCAUGUCACUUUUAGCAUUGUAAGAUGUACAGUGUGAAAUAAAUAUUCCUGUGCAAUGUGUAAAUAACAGCAUGAUGAUUAAUAGUUUUGCUAUAAGAGAAAGAAUAAAAGCAAUUAUUUUAUUAAA